This is a messenger RNA of Lotus japonicus, 847 nucleotides long. Its product is annotated as miraculin-like. Bases 60 to 692 code for a protein of 210 amino acids. Gene Ontology annotation, molecular function: endopeptidase inhibitor activity. NCBI's taxonomy places the organism in Eukaryota, Viridiplantae, Streptophyta, Magnoliopsida, Fabales, Fabaceae. The record is from RefSeq and is a predicted model, not a curated record. The transcript has a single exon.
GUUCUUCUGCUAUUCAAUUCACAACUAGAACAAAAACAUUUAACACAUCAUACCAAACAAUGAAGAUCACAAUAUUUCUUUCAUUGGUCCUUCUCUUUGCCUUGAACACAAAGCCGCUGCUAGGAACAAAAUAUACUUUACCUAAUAGAGCGAUUCGCGACACAUUGGGGAAGAAUGUCCUAGCCGGUACCAAAUACUACAUCGUUCCAGGUUCUCCCGAUGUUGGCGGUCUUGGCCUUGCCGGAAGAGGUAAGGCACAUUGCCCUCUUGAUGUUGUUGUAGCUGUGGAUGGCAACCGAGGACUGCCUGUGGUCUUCACACCUGCAAAUACUAAGAAAGGUGUUAUUCGUGCUGACAUGGAUGUCAACAUCUAUUUUGCUACUGAAACAAGCUGUCCCGGCCAGUCCAAUGUGUGGAAGCUUGGUGAUUUUAAUUCUACAACAGGGGAGUGGUUUGUGACUACUGGUGGUGUUAUGGGCGACCCGGGUAACUAUGACAACAUUUACAAUUGGUUCUCGAUCGAGACGUACCAGGGCGAGGAGGAUGUUUAUGAACUGACUUACUGUCCAAGUGUGUGCAGUGCUCAUAAUUGCGAACAUGAAUGCAGCAGCAUAGGAAUUUAUGAGGAUCAGUAUGGCAAGCGUCUUGGUUUCAAUGAUUUCGCAUAUAAAGUUCGGUUCCAGCCAGCCUAAACUCUCUACUUAUACAUAAAUCUUAGUAAUGAAUAAGUGUAUUGCAUUAAGUGUGUUUUCAAUACUAGGUUUCUCAAUCUAAUUACUUGUCAUCUUGUUCUCUGUGAUUUGUUGUCAGCAAAUGAAUCCUCUAGCAAUCUGGGAUUGGAUUCAAA